AUGUCAUCGAUUAUGUCAACAUUUAAAGGCUUAGUGGCAGGUGUAGGCAUUACACCCAUUGUCGCCAAAUAUGUAAUUGCUCCAAGAUUAUUUGACCCAAAUGUAAUGAAAGAGAUCCAUUACAUUCAAAAAGAGUUGGAUUUCGUUGGUUGGAAUGUGAGGCACUUGGAGGAAGAAAGAGGGUUGAAGGAGGAUGAUUUAUAUACACCAGCAACAUACUAUGCACAAGGAUGA
Messenger RNA from Lodderomyces orthopsilosis Co 90-125, 234 nucleotides. RefSeq lists its product as uncharacterized. The coding region runs from base 1 to 234 and encodes 77 amino acids. The transcript has a single exon. Lineage: Eukaryota; Fungi; Ascomycota; Pichiomycetes; Serinales; Debaryomycetaceae. The record is from RefSeq and is a predicted model, not a curated record.